AUGCAGGUGCGUGUGUUAAUCUCUGCAGGUGCUCUGCGUGUGUCGCCUGCUCUGCUGGAACGGCACCCAGCUGGUCGUUAUCAGGUCCCCUUCCCCCCCACCCACCCACCUCCUCAAGGUUCAAUUCUCAGUCUCUCGCCGUCUGCCCUCCCUUUGCUCUCUGCAGGUGCUCUGCGUCUGUCGCCUGCUCUGCUGGAACGGCACCCAGCUGGUGCUCUGCGUCUGUCGCCUGCUCUGCUGGAACAGCACCCAGUUGGUGCUCUGCGUCUGUCGCCUUCUCUGUUGGAACGGCACCCAGUUGGUUCGACGUAUCUGCAGCUGCUUGACGGUUCAUCCAAUAACGUGGCUCAUUUUCUGGGCAAGGUGCUUCAGAUAUUGCUGGUGAAUGGAGCUGGGAAGAGAAGUGGGGAGGGGGAGAGGGGCAGUUUCGAAGAGAAAGGGAGUUUGUGGGGGGAAGAGCAGAGAAGAUUGGGAUUAGGUUGUCCAAGGGAUGCAACGAGUAGCAGUGGUUUCAGCACGGCAAGCAGAAGCAGUAUCGGCACUGGUUCCUCCAGUAGUGUCCCUGGCCCCACUAACAGCAGCACUGACAGCAUCGCUGAUAGAACGCAUACAACAGCGCACCGAAAGCUCGCAGAAGUGAUCAAGGAAACCCAAACAGACCCCUCCCCAAGAACCCCAUCCCCUCAUGCCCCACGGAAUUCUUCCUCCGCUUUCUCCACCUCCCUCCAAAACACCACCUCCUCUCUUCCCUUCCUCCCUCACGUUGACCGUUUUCUCCUCCCCCGCCACUUCUAUUUCCUCCGGAUAGUCCAAUCCUUCGGUCCGGAAGGUCUCCAUGCCUCCCUGCUGCAGCACCUGCUCGCCGCCGCCCUCCUCCCGGACCUGAUGGAGGAUGCACGAACCUGUGGGCCAGGCUCGGUGAGUCCGGGUGCUGGCCCGGGGUCUGCUUCGGCAGCGGGAUCUGGUGUGGGUGGAGCAGCGGCAGGUUCGGAGGGGUUCAGUGUGGCGACGGGAGGGGAGGAGGGACGGGGAGGUGAGAGAGAGGGAGCGGGAGGAGGAGGCGGAGAAGAAGGGCCGAGAGACAACAGCAGAAUGGGAGAAGCGAGGGAGCGGGGCGAGUGGGAGAAAGAAGUAAUUGAACAACUGCUAAACCGCAGCUUGUUACUGGACAUCAACACGACCAGCCUGGUCGGGGGCAGGGUGGAGUUUGAGCACGUGUGGGACAAGGCAACUGAAGCACAACCUCUGUGCUUCGAGAACGUGGUGCUGCCGGGGAAUCUCGCUGCUAUUCUGUACCCGGGCGGGCAGGAGGUGCAGGCUGCGUUUCUGGAGAGGAUUGACUGGUGGUUGGGGAAAGGGGACGUGGGGAAGGUGGGAGGGGAGGCGGGAGAGGAGGGACGGAGAGGGGUGGUUGAAGGGAAGGGAGAGCAGGCAAGAGAAGGGCACGGGGAGGAGGGAAAAGGGGAGGGACAGGUGGGGAGGUUGGGGCGAGGGGGAUGGAGUGCUUGGGAUAGGGGAAGGACGGGAGCAGGAGUGAGCCUGGGGCUGCAGCCAGCAGGGAAUGAGAAGAUCCGCCUGCUGUAUCUGCAGCGAACUGCUUCGGCCAAUCAGGGGCGGCGUGCAUUGGACCACACGUCCCAUGUGGCGCUGGUGAACCUCUUUUCCCGCCUGAAUUUCGACGUGCGGGCGGCAGAUCUCGGGCGGCUGGGCUUUAAGGAGCAGUAUGCGGCGGUGCGGAGUGCCGAUGUCAUUGUGGCGGUGCAUGGGGCGGCCCUGGCGCCCACCUGUGCGUUCCUGAGGGGGGUGCCCCCUGUUGUGCUGUUGGGGGAUGAAACAGGCUCAGUGGUGGUGGAGAUAGUCCCGUUUGGCACGCAGCCUACUCUUUAUCAAACCAUGGCUGUGGCAAGUGGAGCGACGUACAUUCAGCACCAAUGCCAUGCCGCUCGAACGUUCCCCCGGGACGAGGAAUUCAAACUUUUGACUGCCCGGGAUUGCGACCGGAACGCGAGUUGUAAGAAUUAUCGCAUUCACGAGCGUCCGGUCGAGCUUUCCCAAUUAGACUUGAAGGAAAUCGGUCAUGCGCUGAAGCUGGCACGAGAAAUUGCUGGGAAAGCGAGGGGCGGUGUGGUUGAGGCAGCGGAGGGAUUAAGGGAGAGGGUGAAGGAAGGAUUAUGUAGGCAGUGCGGUAAUGGUACUUGGCCUGCCCCUGGGGAGCCUUAG
Closterium sp. NIES-65 is the source of this 2220-nucleotide messenger RNA. The record is from the annotation of a GenBank genome assembly. NCBI's taxonomy places the organism in Eukaryota, Viridiplantae, Streptophyta, Zygnematophyceae, Desmidiales, Closteriaceae.